CUCGAGGUCACUCACUGCACUGAUCAGCGAGACUUCGAAAUCAAAAUCGGACCCUCGGGGUUAUCGGACGUUUUGGUCAUUCGUCUACAUGUGCUUUGCGAUUGUGCGUGUUCGACCGCGAAGCUCCAACCGGAACAGAUUGCGGCUGAAUCGUGCAACAAGGCUGGAGACGUUGUUUGCGGCAUAUGCGUCUGCCACGGGGGCAAAGUUGGCCGUCACUGUGAGUGUGAUUCUCCCGGAAUGUCUACCACUGAACUGGACAUGAUGUGCCGAAAGUAA
Messenger RNA from Soboliphyme baturini, 279 nucleotides. The record is from the annotation of a GenBank genome assembly. Lineage: Eukaryota; Metazoa; Nematoda; Enoplea; Dioctophymatida; Soboliphymatidae.